UCCUCAGCGCGCCCUCAAGAAAUAUCCUAAUUCGCAACAGCCUGCACGCCACCUCAGAAAGCCAAGAAGACUGCUUUGGACAAUUUUUGAUCGAUUUUCUUUUACAAAGACAACGAAAUGGCGCGUGGCAACCAGCGCGACAAGGCCAGGGAGAAGAACCUCAAGGAGCAGGCUGGAAAGAAAGGCAAGAACACUCAAUCCGGUACCGAAUUCGCGCGCACCAAGGAGAACGUAGCAGAGAUCAUGCGCGCUAAGCAGGCUGCUGCUGAGGCAAAGAAGGCCGCUGAGGGCGCUAAGAAAUGAGCGGUCAGACAAGAUGCGCAACGCGACAACGACAACAUCUUGACACAACAGCACUGUCGCAGUCAAGCUGUAUAGAGGCCUAUCAUCAUGAAGCGGAGUUUCUUGGGUUUGUAUAAGAAGGCGAAGGAGUGUGCUUGGAUUGAUUUUGGAUACACCGAAUACACCGAUUUCUGACUUUGAACGCCGUGAGGAGCCCAUUGCGCCCUUCUCCCAUGCAACACACAGGUCUUCGUCACGAUUGAAACGCAAACACCAAACACUAAUAGCAGAUUUCAGAGCGGCAAAGAUUGUGAA
Alternaria rosae is the source of this 597-nucleotide messenger RNA. RefSeq lists its product as uncharacterized. Bases 118 to 303 code for a protein of 61 amino acids. Lineage: Eukaryota; Fungi; Ascomycota; Dothideomycetes; Pleosporales; Pleosporaceae. The record is from RefSeq and is a predicted model, not a curated record. The transcript has 4 exons.